This is a messenger RNA of Musca domestica (house fly), 1815 nucleotides long. RefSeq names its product calcium-binding protein E63-1 (gene Eip63F-1). Bases 670 to 1173 code for a protein of 167 amino acids. The transcript has 5 exons. The record is from RefSeq and is a predicted model, not a curated record. Lineage: Eukaryota; Metazoa; Arthropoda; Insecta; Diptera; Muscidae. Gene Ontology annotation, molecular function: enzyme regulator activity; calcium ion binding.
AACAGAAGCUAAAUAACAACAAAUCAAAAAAAAAGAAGAAAAAAAGAAGAAAAAAACGUAAAAGAAAUUCGCAACACAAACACUGCAAAAAUGAGUAGCAGGAGAGUUUUUAAAAUCAACGGUGGACUCUCAAGAAUAAUCAACUGUUAUUGAGUUAACUCUGUGUUUAACAAGCAACAACAAGAAAUUAAUGCAACAAUAAUAAAAAUAACAACAACAACUAACUACAAAAUCUGUUGUGAAUCUAAAACAACAACUUAAAUGUAAACUCAAACUCUAACUAAACUUCCAAAAGAGCCUUGCCUCGCGCGCCUUUUUUUCUCUCUACCGCUCUACUCCUCUCUGUCUCUCCCGUUCACCAUUAAUACAUUUGGCUCCCUUGAAUACUCACGAUUUGUCUCCCUACGGUUUUUGUGUGUGUGGCAGAGCGUCGCCUCUAUGUGAAUCAAAAACCUAAAGAAUUACAACUACAAUUUCCCCUUUCCCACAACCUUUGCCACGGUUCUCUUCUUUACCAAAACACACCGUUUUUGUGGAAGAGAAGCGCCUUCCCUUGCCCUGGUAAUCUCACUAACUGAUAUUGUCCAGACAAGAACAACAACAAGAGCAGCAGCAGUAAAACCUCAAAAAACAAAAGCAACCAAAAUCACAAAACAACACCCACCAGUCAUGGAUCAUAAAUCAAUUGCCAGUCAAGUGAGGGAUCUACGCACAGCUUUUGAUUUAUUAGACAGAAAUCGUGAUGGCCGUGUUACAGCAAACGAACUCCAGUUUAUGCUGAAAAAUUUGGGCAUAAAUGUGCGAGAUGAAAUCAUAAAUGACCUGAUUCGGGAGGCGAGUCAUUCGGGUAAUGGUUUAAUAAAUGAAGCGGAAUUCCUGCAAUGGGUGGGUCGCAUACAGGCCCUGCGCGACGAGCAACACCAACAACAGCAACAAGAGGAAAACGCCAGCAAACCCGAUGAAUUGGAUGAUGUCACCCAGGAUUUAAUUGCAGCAUUUAGAGUAUUUGAUCGGGAUGGCAAUGGCUUUAUUACCCGUGAUGAAUUACAAACCGCCAUGGAAAUGAUUGGUGAGCCCCUGACAGAGACACAGCUGACACAGCUAUUGGCCAUAGCGGAUCUGGAUCAGGAUGGGCGAAUCGAUUAUGAAGAAUUUACAAAAUUAUUACUCUAAAAAGUGGCAGCUUUGAAGUAUGAACCUCAUUUCGAAAAAUAGCAACAACUUAAAACAACAAAACAUAACAUUUUAUUCUUUGCAACAACAACAACAACAAAUUAAAUUUAUAGAUAAAAAUGAUAAUUAUACUCAAAUUUUUAACUUAAAUGAAAAACAAAAAAAAAUACAAUUUUUAUUAAAGAAAAAUCUAUAUAAUUAUGAAUACGGCAAACAAAAGUAAAAAAACAAUUAUAAUCAAAAUUUAUUUAUAUAAACAGAAAAAAAAAACAAAACAACAAAAUUAUGGGAAUAUAAAACCUGAAGACUUUUCUUUAAAAGAAGUCUUCGAAAAUUUUUUUUUCAAAACCUAAAAUUAUAUACAAGAAAAUAAAUAACUAAAAAAUAAUAAUAUUUUUUGGGAUAAACAAAAACACCACCUUAUUAAAGGAAAAUUAUUACAAAUAAAUAUAAAAAAAUAACAAAAUUUACUAUUCAAUUUCUAUAAAAGAAAUUCAAAUUAUAAAAUAAAAAAAAUAUAUUUUUGUUAAGCUUAAUGUUAUUAUAUAUAUACUUAUAUUAAAGUGAAGAGAAAAAAACAAAAACACUUUUUCAACAAAAAAGUGCAACAACAAAACAUGAUGAGCAAGAAAAACAAAACAA